Cylicocyclus nassatus is the source of this 4150-nucleotide messenger RNA. Lineage: Eukaryota; Metazoa; Nematoda; Chromadorea; Rhabditida; Strongylidae. The record is from the annotation of a GenBank genome assembly.
UGCGUGCAUCUUGACUCUUUUGACUGUAUCAUUUGUUUAAUUGUAUUUUUUUCGUGACUGCUCGCUGAGUCACUUAGUGGGCAUGGCAUUGGUGUUGAGGUGAUGCAGGAUUCUUCUGAAGUGUCUGGAAAUCCUGCAGCAUUGGUGGUCAAAUCCUCGAAGAGAAAGAGGGCGAAGCGGAAAAGAGGGCAACAGUGGGCCUACUACGUGGAAUCGUUCAAGAGAACUGUCGAUUGCCUUUACGAGAUCUGCCGCUCUGAUCAUAACAUCAACGGUUGUAAGGAGGCCAUUAUCUAUCUAGAAAAUUCGAAACGAGACUUUGAAUCACUCAUCAACACUAUCAAAGUGGAGACCACGUGGGAUGAGUCAAGCAGACCACAAGCUGUUGCUUGGGAGAUUCGCAAAUCGACACGAUCUCCCGUCGACGUCCCACUCGAUACGCUACCUCCACUGUUGCUGAAAGACACUCCAAACAAUUCUCAGGAUGGAGACGAUGAAGACCUCAAGGAAGCCAUUCGGCUGUCUCUUGACGAUGAAUGGCAAGUCGUACUGCCGCGUCGUAGGAGAAGUACGAGUUCAUCCAGUGAGGUCAUAACUCAUCCUGAUCCAGUUAGUACCACACCAUCUCCACAGCAACAGCCAGAAGUCGAGCCUCCACGCCCGAAUGUGUACGAUCGCCUUUCUGCACCAAGACGGACAAAUUCUCCUUCGGUCAUUAAUGCUGCUGCAGCCUCAUCUCGUCCUGUACUGCGAUCAUCGCUUGUUUCUCAGCAAGCUCGGCUUACCUGCCCUCGCAGUGCAAUGGAUCUUCCACAAACCAAGGCUUCUAUGGCGAAAAUGGCUUAUAGCAGACAAUUACUGUGGGAACGUAAUCAGUCUUUACUAGCGGAAAAGUUGCGCGCUAAACAACGAAUGGAUCGAGUAGAUAGGCAAAGAAGAAGAACAGGUCCAACGCGUUGUGGUAUACAUUUUGCUGAUCGUCCUUCGGCCCAGAAUGCCGCCAACUCAUUUUGCCAGCGUCGUCAAGGCAAUAGCGCUCCCGUAAGUGAACGAAAUCCUUCUGUGGAUCGUUCUUUGCAGUCGAUCAAUGAAGUUGCGGAAGGAGAUGAAAUGGAAACAGUACCGGCAGAUCCGACCCCCACUGAUCCGUCGAAGGACAAUGUCCGGUUUUCUUCUACCAGAUCAGAGCCAGCUUUCAAUGAAGUUUCUUCUUUACUUGGAUUGGAUGAUGAUGUAGAAUGGAAGGAAAUGACUGAAGAGGAAGAAUCUCUCGCUUUGGAAGAACAUAGCCUCAAUCUUGAGAUAGAACAUGAGGAAUCAUUUUCAAUCGAUGUUGAAUUAGAACGUCAAGUUGCAGCAGAGGCAGAGGCGCUUGAGAAGUUUGAGCUUUCACAGAAGACUGCCUUUCCAAAUAAGGACAAGUCAAGCAGUCUAGGAGCAAAUUCAGGCCAAGCAGCAGAUCCUGAUCAAAGUCGUGAAGACGUUCGUCGUCGUCACGUCUUGACGUGGAGCGAAGUCGUUGGGAAUAGAGAGUUUUCUGCUUAUCGUGAGCCGGGUACGGUAGCUGAACGUCAUGAAAAGAUGAGCAGCCCUAGUCGCAGAAGAUGCGAAAAAGACGACGCCGAUUUCUCUUCUCGUCAUGCUGAGAAACUGCGACGAGCUACUGAACUGAGAGAACAGCUUCAGGCCGAAAAGACCGCUCGGUUGAGAGAGCUUGCUCGAAGGGUAGAAGAGGUGCGUGAAAAGCGCCAGAAAGUCAUCGAAAGAAAAAGGCAGUUGCUAGAAAGUCGUAUGGAGAGAGCACAAGAAAAUCGCGAGAAGAAUAUUACGGAAAUCAUACGUCGUGCGAAGGAUGACGAACAGAAGGUACUAGAAGUACAAUUUAUCAACUCUUUGCAAGGUGGAAACAUGUUGUUGGAUUUGCGGAUGAGGGACGCGGGAGUCGAAGAACGCAAGCAAACUCUAGCAGAAGAACGAGCUAAGAGAAUGGAAGAGAAAGCGGCAAAAGAACAUGCUGCUGAGGAAAGGCGAAAACAGGCAGAAAUGGAGCGAAUAGCCCGCUUGCAAGAGCUUGCUGAGCGAAAAGAGGCACGUCAUGCUCAAAUUGCUGCUCAAAAAAAUGAGCAGGAAAGGUUGCGCAAUGAGAGGCGCAAACAGCAGCAAGAGAAGUUGAGCGAGCUACGUUUGGCAGAUGCCGAAGAAAAUGAGUCUCUUAGAAAACGCAUUCAGGAAAAGAUUGAGUCGUCAUCCCGUCGUCAUGAGCAAACCCUAGAGGAAGUACGGGUGCGCGCACAAGAAUUUUCGUCUCCACGACCUCCAUCUGGUUGUCGGUGGAUGUGGUCGUUUGUUGAUUGCUGCCAUUGGCCGUCGGAUCUAGCUGGAAUAACAUUCACCUGCAGUAAUUGCACUAGCGAGAUGCGCACAGAACUCAAUGCAGUUGCUCAUGUUAUGUCGGAAAAGCAUCUUUCCAAGACCAAGCUUGACUUAUUGCAGUUAUCGACUGAUGAUCUUGAGAGAGAAUUUUGUGCGCUGAAUCAGAGCACUAGCGUGGAAACUGUUGUUGAGAAUCAGGAAGAUGAAGCAGCAUUCAGGAAGAAAAGGGCGAAGGUCAAGCAAAGGCUGGCUGUGAGGAACAAAAAAGUUGCUGAGUUGAAUGAGACGCCACCAUCUCCCGGUCGUCAUCCUAAAUGCCUUCGAGAUCUGAUGAAUGUGACUGCAAAAUGUCAGAAGCCAGGCAGGCUUGAUGAUACGACCCUGCAGGUGUUGGAUAGGUCAUUGAGUGAGGUCUCAAGAGAGGCGCAGUCACAAGAAUGGUACGCGGCCAACGUAAAAUCGUGUAAUGACUCCACCCUACUUUGUGACUUGGUCAAUUUGAUGAUGAAGUGGACAACGACAGGAGCUAGUAUUCGAUUGCUCAGAAAAUUAGCUGCACUUAUUUGUCGAUUUUGCUCUGCUCCAUCAUUCUGUCGGUCCAUUCUCUUCACCCAUGUAAUUGUGGAUCUGAUUGAUAAUAUCAUUGUCCUACUGAAGAGUGAAUGUGACUCGGACCACUCAGUAUGUCUACUUGAUGUCUUAUUGGCGGCUAUUGGUUGUGCUAGGUCCUCUGCGACAGAAUGGAAGGUCUUCAAGGUGGACGAGCACGAGCUAGAAGUUCGCAUCAGCAUGUUAUCCAGCUAUCUGUUAUCUUGCCGGUUGCCUUCGGUUCUCGAUACUAUUGUGACUCCAGCCAUGUCACAAGAACUUUUUAUCAAACUCAACACUCUUCACUCUGUUUUUGCUGAUGUAGUCAGUGAGGAUACAACUGCUAUCGCAUCGGCAUUUUGUGGCUGUGUUUUGAAAGUAGCCGUAUCCGCCGUUCGGUCACAGUCAUCACCACUGGAAGAGCACAAAGCAGAUAACAGUAAUGCGGAACUUUACACUGAGGCUGCUAUUAGCCUUUCUGAGCGCUUAAGCAGAGAGGAUAGCUGUCGGAAGGUGCUAUUAGAUUCCGCUGAGCGGAGUCUCCGAUUGCUCCUUCUUCUUGGUCACGUAAUUAGAUCUACUGAAAAGGAAGCUGCUUCCAAUGCGUCAUCUACGAGUGGAAUGUCAAAGCUGGCUCCAUCAGCGUUGGAGCUAAUUUCUCGAUAUGCAUCAUUUACUCUAUCUCAUCAGAUUUCGUGCGUGCUCGGCGGUCAUCGCUCGUUACUUUCUGUAACUGCAUCGCUUCCAGUAUUUUAUCUCACUAGGUUGUCCUUAAAAGUCUUAUUCUUCUCUGCUGUCAUAUCAAUGACUUAUGGAAAUCGUUCGGCUGUUCAACUUUUGUUAGAGGAGCUGAGUGAGAAGCAUGUGCUCAGAUUUAUAAAGGAAAUUCAAGAAGGACAUUUUAAGAACGUGAAAGUCUUCGAGAAGGUUAUUGCAAAAUCUGAUUUCGAAUCGCUUUUGCGGUUUUAUCAAACAGCUGCUGAAUGAUUUCAUGUAUUUGUUCUAGCUUCUGAUUUGCCUAGUCCGGUCUUUGCUUGCAUAGGUCGUGUAGAUAAUAUGUUCAUAUUCUGUUACUGUCCGUUUAGUUCGUUUACUUGCUCUGUUAACCAUGAUCACAUUUGUAAAGUCAUAGACGAAUUGAUCUUAGUGACAUCUACCAAAGAUUUCGAAUAAAAGUAUGAAUAAGUCU